Ogataea philodendri is the source of this 3102-nucleotide messenger RNA. RefSeq lists its product as uncharacterized. The record is from RefSeq and is a predicted model, not a curated record. Bases 1 to 3102 code for a protein of 1033 amino acids. Gene Ontology annotation, molecular function: Glc3Man9GlcNAc2 oligosaccharide glucosidase activity. NCBI's taxonomy places the organism in Eukaryota, Fungi, Ascomycota, Pichiomycetes, Pichiales, Pichiaceae. Gene Ontology annotation, biological process: protein N-linked glycosylation; oligosaccharide metabolic process. Gene Ontology annotation, cellular component: endoplasmic reticulum membrane. The transcript has a single exon.
AUGCCUUUGGGAGAAAAGCCCACUAAGGAGGAGAUCCGGCUUGCACAAGAUAAGGAUCACUCCAAGUAUUGGAGGAGAUGGGGAACAUACAUGGCACAGAGGGCAUGGGGGUUGCCUCGUGAGGAUUACACUGAGAGUGGAGAUGCCUGGCAGUUUGAUUUCGAAACGUCUCGGUCUAGAGUGUACAGAUGGACAGAAGAUGGGUUGGGGGGAGUCUGUGACAACCAUCAACACAUUUGUUUGAGUUUGGCCUUUUGGAACGAAAAUGACGACAUUUUGAAGGAAAAGCUGUUCGGUUUGCCGGGUGGAGCAUCCGCCAAGAGUGGUAACCAUGGUGAGGAUGUCAAGGAGAUGUAUUAUUACUUGGAUAAUACUCCCACCCACUCGUACUCGAAAUUCCUCUACAAGUACCCAAUUGGCAAGUUUCCGUACAAACAGAUUUACGAGGAGAACUCCAAACGGUCUAAGUUGGACCCAGAAUACGAGAUCACCGACACGGACGCCUUCAAGGACAACAAUUAUUUUGACAUCUUUUUCGAGUUUGCUAAAGACGAUGAGGAUCCAGAGGAGUUAUAUUUCAGAAUCACCGUUCUGAACAGAUCCCAGGCUCCUGCUCCGUUGCAUAUCAUGCCUCAGAUUUACUUCCGUAACACGUGGGCGUGGGGCGAUGGCGAGGCUCAUGAGAAGCCAGAAUUGUCCAAAGAGUAUCCAGAUUCCGAGUAUUCUAUCAAGGUUGAUCAUUUCAAACUGGGUGGCCGUCGGCUGGUUUUCGCCCCGGCUCCUGGUGUGACUGAUGAUGCUGCCGACGUGGAGCCCAAAUUGCUUUUCUGCGAUAACGAAACCAACUUCAAACGGCUCUACGGUGUGGAGAACAAAACAAAGUACACUAAAGACGGUUUCCACGACUACAUUAUCGAUGAGGUUCAGGAAGCGGUCAGCCCAGAGAAUAAGGGUACCAAGGCAUGUGCAUGGUUUGUCUUUGACGAAAAUGGAGGAAUCCCACCGGGAGAGUCUGUGACUGUUCGUUACAAACUCACCAAGAGCCCAGAAAUUGAAAUAGAUGAGGAGGAGUUCGAUUCUGUUUUUGAUGACAGAAUUGUAGAGGCAGAAGAGUUCUACUGGAAUGUUUCUCCUUUGCCAUUGCCUCAAGAAUUGCGUAAUGUCCAGAGACAGGCGUUCAGUGGCUUGCUGUGGAAUAAGCAAUUCUACCACUUUAUUCACGACUUCUGGUCUAGAGGUGAUCCCAACUCGGACAUUGCUCCUGUCAUUGGUAGAGCCAAUGGCAGAAACAAGGAAUGGAAGCAUCUUUACAACGAAGACAUUUUGUCGAUGCCGGACGACUUUGAGUAUCCGUUCUACUGUUCUUGGGACACUGCGUUCCAUACUAUUCCGUUCGCCAUGAUUGACCCAAAUUACGCCAAAAAGCAGUUGGAUCUCUUGACCAGAGAGUGGUACAUGUCUCCUCAAGGCCAGAUCCCUGCGUAUGAGUGGAACUUUUCCGAUUCCAACCCGCCUGUUCAGGCCUGGGCCGCCUACAGGAUCUACAAGAUCGAGAAAAAGAUGUAUGGUACUCAAGACCGGCAAUUUUUGGAGCGUGUGUUCCUGAAGUUUGUGAUCAACUUUACAUGGUGGGUGAAUAGAAAAGAUCCUGACGGAAAUGGUAUUUUCGAAGGAGGUUUCCUUGGUCUUGACAACAUCAGUUUGUUCAACAGAUCCGAGCCUCCUGCUAAUGUGGAGCUGUUCCAGUCGGACUCGUCUGGAUGGCUGGCCUGGUACUCUCUGGUGAUGAUGAACAUUUCUUUAGAGCUGGCCAAGGAGAAUCCUGUUUACGAAGAUACCGCAUCCAAGUUUUUCGAGCACUACCUGCUUAUUGCCGAUGCGAUGUCGUACUUGAGUCCCCCGGGAGCUCGUGACGAGGAUACGGUUGCUCCUACUCCAGAAUCGUUGUGGGAUGAGGAGGACCAGUUCUUCUACGACAAGAUCCAUUGGGGAGGCAAUCACACUUCUGCCAUGAAGGUCCGGUCUUUGGUGGGGCUGAUCCCACUGUUUGCAACGUGUACGUUGGAGCCGGAACUGCUUGACAAGUUCCCCAAUUUCAGAAAACGGCUCAACUGGCUCGUGGAGAACAAAAAGUACUUGAUUGAGAGAAACAUUGCUUCCAUGGAUACCAGAGGUUCUGGCGAAAGAAUGCUGUUGUCCUUGGUGAGUAAGGAGCGGUUGCAGGCUAUCAUGGACAAGUUGUUUGACGAAGAGGAGUUCUUGUCGUCGUACGGUAUCCGGUCUCUAUCCAAGUACCACGAGAAUCAUCCUGUUUCUAUGAACAUCAACGGCCAGGAGUAUGCGAUCAAGUAUCUUCCCGGCGAAUCUGAUUCCGGCAUGUUUGGCGGAAACUCCAACUGGAGAGGACCGAUUUGGUUCCCAACUAAUUUUCUGCUGAUCGAGUCUCUGCUGCGGUUCUAUCUGUACUACGGCAGCGAUUUUAAGGUGGAGGUGCCAAAGGGCAGCGGGCAGUUUAUCAAUUUGGCCCAGGCCGCGGAGGAGAUCCAGCAGAGACUGAUUUUGCUGUUUGUCCCCGACGAGAAGGGACACCGUCCGUACCACGGCCCGGACCCAGAUCCUAUUCUGACGAGCGAGCAUUUCACGGAACUGGUCAACUACAACGAGUACUUUGACGGAGACACUGGCCGCGGUUUGGGAACCAAGUGGCAGUGCGGAUGGACUGCGCUGGUGGCGAGGUUCAUCCAGGACGUUGGUGUUGCAUGCCGUUCUCCAACCGGCCAGAGACGGAGACGGUCGUACUACGACGAGGACGAGAUCAAGAAUUACACGCCGCGGCCGGCGCCGUUCCCGCUGCUUGUGCGGCGGAAGUCGGGCAAGUCGCUGCUGAACCUGACUGCCGACAAGCUAGACAUUGAGGACGACGAGAAGAGCGCGCAUAAGGUGCCGGGACUGAGCCGCAGAGCAUCGAACAAAACGAUCGGCUCGGAGUCGGAGACCCAGCCGGGCGAAGACUUCCUAAGACAGGUGCGGGACGCAAUGGCCAAUUACAAGGUGGACGACGAGAUGAUGGUGACGAGUGAAGAGUUUGAAACUAGAAAAUAA